Phanerochaete carnosa HHB-10118-sp is the source of this 1652-nucleotide messenger RNA. RefSeq lists its product as uncharacterized. Lineage: Eukaryota; Fungi; Basidiomycota; Agaricomycetes; Polyporales; Phanerochaetaceae. The record is from RefSeq and is a predicted model, not a curated record. The transcript has a single exon. The coding region runs from base 27 to 1349 and encodes 440 amino acids.
GGCCGUUGGCCACUUCAUCGAACCCAAUGUCCAUUGCGAGCCCCUCCUCGCCGUUUGCAGCCCUGCUGCGACGCUCAAAAUUCGCCUCCUAUGACCGCGCAAUUGCGCAAGUUUAUUCGUCCUCUGGAGGGCACUUGCACCGUGGCAACUUCGGGUUCAAGCGUCCUCUCCCGAUCCGGGGCAGAGAGGCACAUAUCACGGUCGGCGCGGUGGACUCAAGGGAGGAACAAACGGAGUGGAGGAGCGCAGAUAACGAGGCGCGGUACAUAAAGAUGUGGGACGAAGUUGGCAUUACCCCAACUCUGGACGACAAAGGCCCGUGGUCGACGAAGCUCGGUCCCACAUCCCAGGUUGAAUGGCGGAUGUACUCCGACUUCGACAACGUGGAGAGCGACCUGACGAAUAACGUUCACUCGGAUGCCGAAAGCGCCAUCUACGGCCCCAUCAGCUCAGCGACACCAAAUAUCUACGCUAUGUCCGACAGGGAAUUCGAGUCAUACAUCGAGAAGCUGCGCCAGUCUCGUCCGGCGUUCGCGUCGUUUCUCAAGGAGACGGCUACUCGGAAAGCGGAACAAGCAGCGGAAAAGGCGGCGAAGGCGGAGCAGGAGCUGCAGAGGGGUUCGAAGAGUCCAAAGCGCGCCAGGGAAACGAAGGAGCCGCAGGUUGAUUCCGACUUCACGUCCUUCUGGGAAGUCUCAGCCAAGUCGACGCGUGACCACAAGAUUUUCCUUGCUUCACAGGCGUACAAGUUGUACAACUCUGCCGACUCCCGAGCCAUCGAACAACAGCCGCAAAAUUUCGGUGGUUUGCAUUACGCGAAACAUCCUCCUCUUCAGUCACGGUUCCUCAACAAACCACGACCUGGCCGUCUUGUUCUUCAGCCCAACCGGCUGGGCUCAAACAGCCCUUGGCUAGGCGUUGUCUUCGCCGGUCACAAUGCCGUUGCAGUGGACAACAGUGCUGUCCCCACGGGCUACUUGGAUUUCACGAAACUCGCGCAGCCGGGUGAACAACACUCUCAAGCCGGUGUCGCAAACUUCCGUCUCACGCGCGCAGUGCUCAACAACCCAUCUCAAAUUGUCGGGGAGCGCCCACAAGUGCUGAGGAUGGCGAGAUUGGAGACGCAGGUCGACGUGGAGAAGGACGCAGACAUGGAAAGGUCGAACGCACACUGGCCAGGGUCGCGAGAAUAUGUCGGUCACAGUGUCUCGAGGAUCAAGGCUGACACUAUCCUUUCUCCGCGCAAGAAACCGCCAACAAUGCCUCUUGGUCGCUCGCGCCAGCAGCCGAUGCAGGCACAGGACGUGCUUGGCACUCUGCGUGGUAUUAUGGAGCAUACGGAGCAUUAAGAUACUAGCUGUAGUAGAGUCUUCUCGAUGUCGCCGUUGUUCGCGAGGAGAGCUUUCUCCGCCUGUGCUCGUGGGAUCUCUAGUUCGUGCAUCUAGACCGGUUGCUAGCCUCAGUGCAUAUUCCUACUCUGUGCUGAUCGUUCUCACUAUCAAGUCGACGUCCUCUCGCUUCGCUGAGGUGCUCUCUUUUGCGGCUUUAUACGGCUUCUCAAGCAACCCUCCCGCUCGGUACGCUUCCUCCAGCUUUCCCUUUGAGUACGCCAUGCCAUCUGCAAACUAACGACACACAUCGAUGUGCAUUCU